Messenger RNA from Homalodisca vitripennis (glassy-winged sharpshooter), 3305 nucleotides. RefSeq names its product nuclear valosin-containing protein-like (gene smid). NCBI's taxonomy places the organism in Eukaryota, Metazoa, Arthropoda, Insecta, Hemiptera, Cicadellidae. The record is from RefSeq and is a predicted model, not a curated record. The coding region runs from base 331 to 3111 and encodes 926 amino acids. Gene Ontology annotation, biological process: ribosome biogenesis. Gene Ontology annotation, cellular component: nucleus. Gene Ontology annotation, molecular function: ATP binding; RNA binding; preribosome binding. The transcript has 18 exons.
UAACGUAACAUUAUUAUAGUUAUUGGUGUAUGUGUUCAUCUAAAACCCUCCAAUGUAUACUUUUGUGUAUGAAUUCGAUUCUUCCUGAGAAAUUGUAUUCAUUUCAAAAGUAUUCGAAUUUAUUUUGAGGCAUUCGAAUAUGUGAAUAUCCGGGCUGUAUUCGAAUACUAUUCGAUUCUCUCAUCACUAUACUGCUACAGUACAGACAAUAGGUUGUGGAAGUGCCGUUGUGAGGUAGUAGGGGAUGUACACAAACUUGGAGGUUAGGAAGUAGUUUGCAACAUUAAUUUGUGUAUGUUUUCUCGUUGACUUGUAAUUAUUAACUACAACAUGAACAGUUUUGGUAAAAAUAAAGUGUUAUUAAGCACUCCUAAUCAAAGUAGAUCUUUCGGCCCCUAUGGUAGGGGUGGCAAUAGGAACUUUGUACCCCAAAAUGGAAGGCCUGACAGACCUAAUAAUGAUUGCCGGCCCUAUUUUUCUGAUCAGUUAAUUCUUAGUCGAGUGGCACAGUAUCUUCAGAAUACUGGAAAAAAUGCGUUCAUUGAUUUUGACCUCAUGGUUGAUGACCUCCAAAGAGAAUUCAGAGAAUACAGAAGAAAGAAGCGGUCAGCUUUCAAACAUCUUCUCAAAAAAGCUGUUGAGGUGAUAACAUUCGAAAAUGCUUUGAACCAACAUGGUAGUGUUCCGAUUGAUGAAGUUGAUGAAGACGAGAAUGGGUAUGCAGUUGAGAGGUCUCCAGAUUAUGCUUUUGAGGGUGAUGGUGAUGUGAAUUCUACUCUAGAAGACAGUUACUUACAACAAAAUGCGAAAAGAAGCAGGAAAACAUCAGACCCUGGCACUCAAGAGUUGAUUAGCAUUGUAACCAGUGAUGAAGAUGAUGCUGAAGGCAACCCUGCUAAAGCUGCUGAGGGUAAAAGCAGUGAGCCACCACCUCAAAGAACAGAGCUGGUCCCACCAGAAGUGUCCCCAGUAGCUAGGCCUGUGGGAGGGGAGACUCAGACCACGAAGAAGCGGCGGGCCGAGGCUAGGUUGGCAAGUAGCAAGAAGUUUAAGACCUCUCUGGAGCCUUUGCGACCCAGUGUUUCUUUCAAGGACAUCGGUGGUAAUGAAAAGGUUUUACAAGAAGUUACACAGCUGCUGAUCCACAUGCGCCAUCCAGAGGUCUACCGUGUGCUAGGAGUGUCUCCUCCAAGAGGAUUUCUACUGCACGGACCUCCAGGUUCGGGCAAGACUCUGCUGGCCCACGCCAUAUCUGGGGAGCUGAAGUUCCCACUGCUGAAGGUGGCAGCUCCUGAACUGGUAGGGGGGCUGUCAGGACAGUCGGAGGAGAGGAUCCGGGAGCUGUUUGAGGAGGCAGUGGCACUGGCUCCUUGCAUCCUGUUCAUAGAUGAGGUGGACGCCAUCACACCCAACCGUGAGACGGCUCAACGUGAGAUGGAACGGCGUAUCGUAGCUCAGUUACUCUCCUCUAUGGAUGAACUGGCGAACAAUGAGAAGGGGGAUCAGGUGCUGGUGAUAGGAGCCACGAACCGGCCUGACUCACUGGACCCUGCACUACGCCGCGCAGGCAGGUUCGACCGGGAGGUCUGUUUGGGUAUCCCGGACAGAGAGUCCCGCUUGUCUAUCCUGCAGACGUUGUGUCACUCUCUACGGCUGACACCAGACCUACAACUGUCAGAGGUAGCCAUGAUGACACCUGGCUAUGUGGGGGCUGACCUCAAAUCUCUGGUCACCGAGUCUGCUAUGGCUGCUGUCAACAGGCUGUUCAAGACUCUGAGGGUGCCCGACACAAAGACCUCUCCAGCAGAAGUAGUGCAGACGACAUCCAGUACAUCUGGUGAGACCAGCAAUGCAACUGCCCUGAUAGUGGCUAAUGAGGAUGCAGGUCAAGAAGCCACUAAAAAAUCUGAAGACUCUGACAAAAAACCAGACAAUCCUGAAGGAGCCACCACUGAGGUAGAAGAGAUGGAGGUACAGGUGGUGCCUCUGGACAAUGAAGAUACAUCAGAUGAUGUUCAGGUGCUGGAUGAGCAGACCUCACCACCUCAAGGAGAGGAAAGGAAAUCAGCUGAGCCUGAGCCUGAGCCAGAGCCAGAGCCAAAGCCAGAGACCACUCCUCCCUCCUUACUCCACUCCACACCCCUCACAAAGGAACAACUUGAAGAAGUGUACAUCACAAUGGAGGAUUUCCGAGUAGCUCUCAAGUCUGUGCAGCCAUCAGCUAAGAGGGAAGGGUUCGCAACUGUCCCAGAUGUCAAGUGGGAAGACAUCGGCUCCUUGCAGGACAUCCGACAUGACCUCGAAAUGGCUAUAUUGGCUCCAGUAAAGUUCCCGCAGCAGUUCUCUCAGAUGGGUCUCCACACGCCUACUGGAGUGCUGCUAUGCGGACCUCCCGGCUGCGGCAAAACCUUGCUGGCCAAGGCGGUGGCUAAUGAGGCUGGAAUCAACUUCAUCUCUGUCAAGGGCCCUGAACUGCUGAACAUGUAUGUUGGAGAGAGUGAGCGUGCGGUGAGGCAGUGCUUCCAGCGUGCACGCAGUUCUCAGCCCUGCGUGAUAUUCUUUGAUGAGAUCGAUGCGCUGUGCCCCAAGCGAACCAACAUGGAGAACGGAGCCAGUCGAGUGGUCAAUCAACUGCUCACCGAGAUGGAUGGCGUAGAGGCGAGACCUGGCGUUUUCCUCAUGGCUGCAACCAACCGACCCGAUAUUGUUGACCCUGCUGUGAUGAGACCAGGAAGACUGGACAAGGUACUUUAUGUAGGGUUGCCGGCUGCAGAGGAUCGGAUGGACAUUCUCAGAGCUCUUACCAAGGGAGGCAAAACACCACUGUUAGGUGAGGAUGUGGAUUUGACUGAGGUAGCACGGAACCCUUGCUGUGAGGGCUACAGUGGAGCAGACUUGGCAGCCUUGGUGCGAGAGGCCAGCAUAGAGGCUCUCAAGGAGUUCAUGGCAUCAAGAGAUCAAAACCAGGAUCAGAUGGCAGGAGAAAUUAAGGUGUGUGGACGACACUUCACUGCAGCUCUCAGCAAGAUACGGCCCUCUGUUUCCGACAGGGACAAGAUGAGGUAUGAGCAACUACGGCUGCAAUAUGCUGCAGUACCUUCCAAAGGAUAAUUAUUAUUUUCUAUCUAGUUUGGUGGUUUGGUUUCAGAUUUAAUGGCUACAUUAUCGUUCAAGAAAUUCUACCACAUGAACAGGAUGCUGUAUCAAUCCUUUCUAGAGGAAGCAAGCUUGAUGUAUAAUUUAGUUACAAGCAUGUUUAUUCAGAGACAUUGAAUAUUGUAAUAAAGUAUUUUAUUAUUUGAAAA